UUGCACUUUGCAGAGGAAACCAAAAAAAAAAAACCAGCAAAUUUUGCAGCCAUAUAUAAACGACUUGGAACUUUUCAAUAUCCUCCUCAUCUUCCAAAUCUCAGAUUCUCAAUCCUCCUCCACCCUAUCCACUAUACCAACAGGCCCAACUCCAACGAGCAACAACAACAACUGGUAGCAGUGGUAGUUUCUUUACUUUGCAUAUUCCUAUUCUCAGCUCAGAGUCAAUACCAGUAAUAAAUUCAACGGUAGAUGAAACCACCACCUCCGUAGUUGAAUCCCUACAAAUUUUUCACACCAGUAAGAAUUAGAGAAGUAAAGAAGAUAAUGGGGACUGGUUCAUCAAAAAACCCAGACUGCAGCAGCUCCCAUGGCAGCGACGACAGGGAAGACCAAGGCGGGGGUCAGCUCUACGUCUCCCUUAAAAUGGAGGAAAACAGUUACCUCCUCAAAUCCGAACUCAUUCCCCACGUCUACGGCUCCGUUCCCCUCGUCGGCUCCUGGGACCCCUCCAAAGCCCUUGCAAUGGAACGCGAAUCCUCCUCAAUGUGGGAAUUGAGCUUCGUUGUCCCACCUAAUCACGAGACAUUGGAUUUUAAGUUUCUGUUGAAGCCCAAGUACAGCAAUUCGCCAUGUGUAGUGGAGGAAGGUCCCAACAGGCUGUUAACAGGGGGAACAUUACAAGGGGAUGCAAGGUCUGCAGUGUUCCGAUUGAGUGGAGGUGAGGUUCUUCUUGAGUAUAGGGUGUUUAUAAAGGCCGACAGGGUUUCCCCAUUUGAUCUCGCGGCUAGUUGGAGGGCUUAUCAGGAGAAUCUUCAGCCUUCUACUGUUCGUGGUAUACCGGAUGUUAGUAUGAAUUCCGUACCAGAGUCGGGUACCGAGAAUUGUUCUUCAGCAAGUUUGGAGCUUGAUCUUGAACACUAUGUUGUCCCAGCUCCAACAACGUCUGCAAACUCUGGAUUGCUUUAUGCAGCUAAUAUGACAGAAACUCCUAGGUCACUGAGUCAUGCUAACGCAUUCUCCAAAGCAGCUGGUGGUGCAUCGCACCCCGUCAGUAUUGGUGUUCCCACUGAAAGACCUGCAACUAUCAAGGAGAUGGAAGUCAUUGUUCCCGACCCAACUAUAGUGUAUUCAAGUUCUGGCAUUGUUGAAUCGAAGUCAGUAGGAACAUUGUCAUCAUUGCAGAAGCAAGAUGGUCAAAGAGGACUAUUUGUGGAUAGGGGUGUAGGAUCUCCAAGGCUAGUCAAAUCACCUAGUUUAACUACUUUUACUGUUGAUCAGAAUGUUCAUUCAGAAGCCAAGAACCCAAUACCAGCAGCUGCAGGCGCUGUUGCUGCUGCAGCUGUAGCAGACCAGAUGCUAGGUCCAAAGGAGGAUAGACAUCUAGCUAUUGUCCUGGUUGGCUUGCCUGCUAGGGGCAAAACUUUUACGGCAGCUAAACUCACUAGAUAUCUUCGUUGGUUGGGUCAUGACACCAAACACUUUAAUGUGGGAAAGUACCGAAGACUAAAGCUUGGGACUAAUCAGUCUGCUGACUUCUUCCGAGGAGAUAAUCCAGAAGGCAUAGAGGCGCGCAAUGAGGUAGCAGCUUUAGCUAUGGAGGAUAUGAUAGCUUGGAUGCAGGAGGGUGGCCAAGUAGGGAUAUUUGAUGCUACAAACAGUUCCAGGAAAAGACGGAAUAUGUUAAUGAGAAUGGCUGAAGGAAAAUGCAAGAUUUUUUUUUUAGAGACAAUAUGCAAUGAUCGCCAGAUAAUUGAAAGAAAUAUCCGCCUCAAAAUUCAACAGAGCCCUGACUAUGCUGAAGAACCAGAUUUUGAAGCUGGAUAUUGGGAUUUCAGAAGUCGACUUGACAAUUACGAAAAAGUUUAUGAAACUGUAGAAGAAGGUUCUUACAUCAAAAUGAUUGACAUGGUCAGUGGUCAUGGUGGACAAAUACAAGUGAACAAUAUUAGUGGCUAUCUUCCUGGGCGUAUUGUCUUUUUCUUGGUGAAUACACACCUAACACCUCGUCCAAUCUUGCUGACGAGGCAUGGAGAAAGUCGAGACAAUGUCAGGGGCAGAAUUGGGGGUGAUUCUGUUUUGAGCGAUACUGGAGAGGUUUAUGCUAAGAAACUAGCUAAUUUUGUGGAAAAGCGUCUGAAAAAUGAAAGAGCAGCUUCUAUAUGGACCAGCACAUUGCAGAGAACAAUUUUGACUGCUAAUCCAAUUGUUGGAUUUCCCAAGAUACAAUGGCGUGCACUUGACGAGAUAAAUGCAGGUGUAUGCGAUGGGAUGACAUAUGAAGAAAUUAAGAAAAACAUGCCCGACGAGUAUGAGUCACGAAAAAAGGACAAGCUGAGAUAUAGAUACCCUCGUGGCGAGUCUUACCUGGAUGUUAUACAAAGGCUAGAGCCUGUGAUUAUUGAGCUUGAACGACAACGGGCACCUGUUGUGGUGAUAUCUCACCAGGCGGUACUGAGAGCUUUAUAUGCUUAUUUUGCGGAUAGACCAUUGAAGGAAAUUCCGCACAUAGAGGUGCCGCUUCACACAAUUAUAGAGAUACAAAUGGGAGUAAGUGGUGUCCAGGAGAAAAGAUACAAGCUCAUGUAAGUUUAGGUUCUAUUAGGAAGUUCUUUGCCUGACUUUUGCUACUCAUGAUGCUUGGUCAAGGCUUCAUUCCUUAAAACUCUUAUUGGAUGCGGAUGCCUAUAGCUUCAAUUGUUUUUGAGUAGCGAUUCAAUUUUCUCAAACAGCGAUACGGGUCUAAUCCUGAAUUUUGUCUUUGGACUACUAAAAAAAAUAAAGGGAAAGAAGAACUGUCCUUUGAUUCCA
This is a messenger RNA of Coffea eugenioides, 2811 nucleotides long. Its product is annotated as 6-phosphofructo-2-kinase/fructose-2,6-bisphosphatase. Lineage: Eukaryota; Viridiplantae; Streptophyta; Magnoliopsida; Gentianales; Rubiaceae. Gene Ontology annotation, biological process: fructose metabolic process; fructose 2,6-bisphosphate metabolic process. Gene Ontology annotation, cellular component: cytosol. The record is from RefSeq and is a predicted model, not a curated record. The transcript has 23 exons. Bases 328 to 2589 code for a protein of 753 amino acids. Gene Ontology annotation, molecular function: starch binding; ATP binding; 6-phosphofructo-2-kinase activity.